Messenger RNA from Carlito syrichta (Philippine tarsier), 358 nucleotides. Its product is annotated as WAP four-disulfide core domain protein 3-like. The annotation marks the transcript as partial. Gene Ontology annotation, molecular function: peptidase inhibitor activity. The transcript has 3 exons. Gene Ontology annotation, biological process: innate immune response; antibacterial humoral response. Gene Ontology annotation, cellular component: extracellular region. The record is from RefSeq and is a predicted model, not a curated record. Lineage: Eukaryota; Metazoa; Chordata; Mammalia; Primates; Tarsiidae.
AUGAUGUUAAGCUGCCUCUUUCUUCUGAACACACUUACUCUUGGGCCCCUGGCAUCCUGGGUAGCUGCAGGAGAGCAUGUGAAAGAGGGAGAAUGCCCUCCUGAUAAGAAUCCAUGCAAAGAACUGUGCCAGAAUGAUGAAUCGUGUCCGACUGGGCAGAAGUGCUGCCUUACUGGUUGUGGUCGGGUCUGCCGAGGAGACAUUCCUAAGGGGAGGAAAGGAGAUUGUCCCAGGAUUGUUAGGAAACAAUCCUGUUUUAAAAGGUGUGUCACCGAUGAGACCUGUUUGGGUGUAAAGAAAUGCUGCACGUUUGGCUGCAACAAGAUCUGUGUAGUCCCAGUCUCUAAAAAGAAGCUGG